Mastomys coucha (southern multimammate mouse) is the source of this 2297-nucleotide messenger RNA. RefSeq names its product protein tyrosine phosphatase non-receptor type 11 (gene Ptpn11). Bases 217 to 1998 code for a protein of 593 amino acids. The transcript has 16 exons. Gene Ontology annotation, molecular function: protein tyrosine phosphatase activity. Lineage: Eukaryota; Metazoa; Chordata; Mammalia; Rodentia; Muridae. Gene Ontology annotation, biological process: protein dephosphorylation. The record is from RefSeq and is a predicted model, not a curated record.
GCAAGGGGCGGGGCGAGGGCGGAGCGAGCCGGGCGGCGGGUCAGUCGCGCAGUGUCCGGGAUCCAGGCCUGGCGGGGGUUGUUCUCGCGGCCGGCUGGCUCUGCCCGCACCCGUGUCGGCUCCCGAGCGGGGCCUCGCUCGGGCCCCUCCAUGUGACGGUGCCCCGCGGAGCCUGAGCGAGCAACGGGUCCGUGCGGAGCCGGAGGCGGGAGGAACAUGACAUCGCGGAGAUGGUUUCACCCCAACAUCACUGGUGUGGAGGCAGAGAAUCUCCUGCUGACCAGAGGAGUAGAUGGCAGUUUUUUAGCAAGGCCCAGUAAGAGUAACCCCGGAGACUUCACUCUGUCUGUUAGGAGAAAUGGAGCCGUUACUCACAUCAAGAUUCAGAACACUGGGGACUACUAUGACCUCUAUGGUGGGGAGAAGUUUGCCACCUUGGCUGAACUGGUCCAGUAUUACAUGGAACAUCAUGGGCAGCUGAAAGAGAAGAAUGGUGAUGUUAUUGAGCUCAAGUACCCACUGAACUGUGCAGAUCCUACCUCUGAAAGGUGGUUCCAUGGUCACUUGUCUGGAAAAGAAGCAGAGAAGCUGCUGACGGAGAAGGGGAAGCAUGGCAGCUUCCUCGUCCGAGAGAGCCAGAGCCACCCUGGGGACUUCGUUCUCUCCGUGCGCACAGGUGACGACAAAGGGGAGAGCAACGACAGCAAAUCCAAAGUGACCCACGUCAUGAUCCGCUGUCAGGAGCUGAAAUACGAUGUUGGUGGAGGAGAGCGCUUUGACUCUUUGACAGACCUGGUGGAGCAUUAUAAGAAGAACCCCAUGGUGGAAACACUGGGCACAGUCCUGCAGCUCAAGCAGCCCCUCAACACAACUCGUAUUAAUGCUGCUGAAAUUGAAAGCCGGGUUCGAGAGUUAAGCAAGCUGGCUGAGACCACAGAUAAAGUCAAGCAGGGCUUUUGGGAAGAGUUUGAGACGCUACAGCAACAGGAGUGCAAGCUUCUCUACAGCCGAAAAGAAGGACAGAGACAAGAAAAUAAAAACAAAAACAGAUACAAAAACAUCCUGCCCUUUGAUCAUACCAGGGUCGUCCUGCAUGAUGGGGAUCCCAACGAGCCUGUUUCUGAUUACAUCAAUGCAAACAUCAUCAUGCCUGAGUUUGAGACCAAGUGCAACAAUUCAAAACCCAAGAAGAGUUACAUUGCCACUCAAGGCUGCCUGCAGAACACGGUGAAUGACUUCUGGCGGAUGGUGUUCCAGGAGAACUCUCGGGUUAUUGUUAUGACCACAAAGGAAGUGGAGAGAGGGAAGAGCAAAUGUGUCAAGUACUGGCCUGAUGAGUAUGCGCUUAAAGAAUACGGGGUCAUGCGUGUUAGGAAUGUCAAAGAAAGUGCCGCUCAUGACUACACCUUACGAGAACUCAAACUCUCUAAGGUCGGACAAGGAAACACAGAGAGAACCGUCUGGCAGUACCAUUUUCGGACCUGGCCAGACCAUGGUGUGCCUAGUGACCCUGGAGGUGUGCUGGACUUCCUGGAGGAGGUCCACCACAAGCAGGAGAGCAUCAUGGACGCAGGCCCUGUCGUGGUUCACUGCAGUGCUGGGAUUGGCCGGACAGGAACGUUCAUUGUGAUUGAUAUCCUUAUUGACAUCAUUCGAGAGAAAGGUGUGGACUGCGACAUCGACGUUCCAAAAACCAUUCAGAUGGUGCGGUCCCAGAGGUCAGGGAUGGUCCAGACAGAAGCACAGUACCGGUUCAUAUACAUGGCCGUCCAGCAUUACAUAGAGACGCUGCAGCGCAGGAUUGAGGAGGAGCAGAAAAGCAAAAGGAAAGGACAUGAAUAUACCAAUAUUAAGUAUUCCCUGGUGGACCAGACGAGUGGCGAUCAGAGUCCCUUGCCACCUUGCACCCCAACGCCACCCUGUGCAGAAAUGAGGGAGGACAGCGCUCGAGUCUAUGAGAACGUGGGCCUCAUGCAGCAGCAGAGGAGUUUCAGAUGAGCCCACGGGUGGCAGCACACAGAUGCGAACUUUCACCCCUCCCCUAAGAUGUCAAGAGUAGAGGAAAGUUUCCAGGACCCAUGUGUUCAGAAGCUCCCGGGGCUGCCUGCCUGCCUUUUGAGAGGUGAAGUUUGGAACCGUCUGAACAGCACGUGCCCAGUUGGCACCUCCUUUCCUCAGCUAAGGAGAAACCGCUCUGCGUUCUCAACAAUGCUAUUUUCAUAGAAUUGGUUUUGAAUUGUGGAAGCAGCUAAAUUGUGCUCUGUAUUUUCUACAUUAUGGGACUCAAAUUCUAGUUA